AUGAAGCCUAUGUUACUAGUUCUCUCCUUCCUUCUGUCAACCUCUAUGAUAACACUGUUUUCCGAAGCAGCUAAAGGUUCAGGAAAUGUAUUACGUGACCUUAAAGGCGCUAAAGCUUCAGGAAAUGUAUUACGUGACCUUAAAGGCGACGAGCUUCGCACUGGUACCCCAUAUUAUAUGAGGGUAAAUAACUUCUUUCUUGGUGGUGGUGUCAGCCUAGACAAAGGGAAGAACACCUGCCCAAUUGAUGUAAUUUUACUACGAAACCCACUUGAUAGUGGUAUCCCUGUAAUAUUCUCAACUUAUGAUGGGGAAAGUGUAAUUACGGAUUCCACAUCCACAUACAUCAGUUUUGAUACCAAUUCUAGUUGUGCUGAAUCAACCACAUGGAUAGUUGAAGAAGAUGAGUCCUCAACAUCAGCAAAAUUUUUUGUGACUACUGGUGGAGAUAAAGAUUAUGGAAACACUGUAUUCAGGUUGGUCAACGACGAACAAUUGGCUUCCUACUACAAGCUACAAGCCAGAUACGUGACUCAUGGCUUAGCCGCUAUCAGUGAUGUUGGUUUCGAAGCCCGCUUUUUUGCAGCUAGACGUUUGGCUAUGAAAGAUCCACCAUUAUUGGUUUCAUUUACGAAAGUCGAAGACUAUAUUAAUGGAUUAAGAGAUGAGUAA
Messenger RNA from Dovyalis caffra, 672 nucleotides. The record is from the annotation of a GenBank genome assembly. NCBI's taxonomy places the organism in Eukaryota, Viridiplantae, Streptophyta, Magnoliopsida, Malpighiales, Salicaceae.